CCUGAGUCAAAACAAAUACUAAUUUUUUCACACCUUUCAAUGAAAAUGUUUUCACUUUAAUUGCUUUCUCAUAUAUAUCCAUAAGAUUUUUGUUUUUUCUUUCGUUAAAGUUAAAAAUUUCUCUCGAGCGGUGACGCCAGAUAACUCAAAGCCACGUAGUCAUCAUUAAAGGGCAAGCACAAUAUGAAUGGGAUGGAGAUGGAGAAAGGAAAUAAGGAGAAUGGAUCGAGAAAAGGAGUUGAGUUAACUAUGAGAGUAUUGGCUUUGGUCCUAACAAUGGUGUCUGCAACAGUACUCGGUGUCGCGAAACAGACAAAGGUUGUGUCGUUAAAGCUUAUUCCCACUUUACCUCCUGUUGAUAUCACUGCAACCGCCAAAGCCACUUACUUGUCUGCCUUUGUGUACCACAUUUCAGUAAACGCGAUAGCUUGCGGUUACACAGUGAUUUCGAUAGCGAUUUUGAUGAUCAGCAAAGGCAAAAGAAGCAAAGGUUUGUUAAUGGCGGUUUUGUUAGGAGAUCUAUUGAUGGUAGCUUUGCUUUUCUCCGGCACCGGAGCGGCCGGAGCAAUUGGGCUAAUGGGUUUACAAGGGAACAAACAUGUCAUGUGGAAAAAAGUUUGUGGAGUGUUUGGAAAAUUCUGUCACCGAGCUGCUCCUUCGCUUUUUAUCACUCUUCUUGCUGCAGCUAUCUAUAUGCUUCUUGUUGUUCUUGAUGCUAUCAAGCUUCCUUAGUUAGUUUUGUUGUUUCGGUUUAUGUUUUUUGUCGUCUUGUGUGAUGUAAAAUCAUUAUCAACAAUCAUGUAGUAAUUGUCUAUUACUUUUAAUGUUUAAUCAAAUCGUUUUCAAAUUUUAUUUU
This is a messenger RNA of Capsella rubella, 856 nucleotides long. RefSeq names its product CASP-like protein 1E2. The record is from RefSeq and is a predicted model, not a curated record. NCBI's taxonomy places the organism in Eukaryota, Viridiplantae, Streptophyta, Magnoliopsida, Brassicales, Brassicaceae. The transcript is spliced from 3 exons. Bases 184 to 732 code for a protein of 182 amino acids.